Molecule: messenger RNA, 2076 nt
Organism: Habropoda laboriosa
Lineage: Eukaryota; Metazoa; Arthropoda; Insecta; Hymenoptera; Apidae
Gene: Pms2
Product: mismatch repair endonuclease PMS2
Exons: 5
Coding region: 1-2076 (691 amino acids)
Biological process (GO): mismatch repair
Cellular component (GO): MutLalpha complex
Molecular function (GO): ATP-dependent DNA damage sensor activity; ATP hydrolysis activity; mismatched DNA binding
Source: RefSeq, a predicted model, not a curated record
AUGACAGAACCAAUUCCAACAUCGGAAAAAUCAAAGAAAAUUAAUGCAAUCAAUAAACAAGCAAUUCAUCAAAUUUGUUCUGGUCAGGUGGUUCUUGAUCUUUCAACUGCUGUGAAGGAACUUGUAGAAAAUAGUUUAGAUAGUGGUGCUACAUUAAUUAAUAUUAAAUUGAAAGAUUAUGGAAGGACAUGUAUCAAUGUCAGUGAUAAUGGAAAUGGUGUUUUAGAACAAGAUUUUGAAGGAUUAGGAUUGAAGCAUCAUACUUCUAAACUUAGAGAAUUCUCAGACUUAACAGAAGUGAGCACUUUUGGUUUUCGUGGAGAAGCUCUUAGUUCCCUUUGCUCUUUAGCUGAAUUAAGUAUUACUACAAGACAUGCUACAAGUGAACAUGGUUUCAAAUUAGAAUUUGAUCAUAAUGGUGUACUACAAAAAAAAGAACCGUAUGCAAGAGAAAUAGGAACAACUGUAUAUGUAAAAGAUAUAUUUAAGUAUCUUCCUGUCAGAGCAAAAGAACUUCAAAGUAAUCUAAAAAAGGAAUAUGCUCGUGUUAUUCAAGUACUAUACAGUUAUUGUUUAGUAUCUACUAAUACAAAAAUAACAUGUUCUAAUUCACUACCAGGCAAAUCUCCUAAUGUUGUAGUCAAUACUGCAAGUUCAAGUAAUAUUUUAAACAAUAUUAGUAUAGUAUUUGGCAAAAAGUCAUUGAAUGGACUUGUCAAUCUUGAAUUAUUACCUCCUGAUGAAGUAACAUUAGAAGAAUACAAUUUACCAAAAAAUGCAGUUGUAGAUUUUGAAUGGGACUGCUAUAUUAGCAGUUGUGAUCAUGACAUUGGACGUUCUACUUCUGAUAGACAAUUUUUUUAUGUAAAUGGUCGACCAUGUGAUCCGUCAAAUGUCAGCAAAUUAAUAAACCAUGUGUAUCACAAAUAUAAUAAUAAACAAUAUCCGUUUAUUUAUUUAAAUUUAAUGUUAAAUAAACAGUCAACGGAUAUUAAUGUAACUCCAAAUAAAAGAAUUAUCUUCUGUACACAAGAACAUUUAAUAUUAGCAACUCUAAAAUUUAGUUUAAUAUCUAAGUGGGAUAAAUUACAGGCAAAUUUCACUGUGAAAUCUGUACCUGAACAAAAUUUUGGACUAAAAAGACUAAUUUCACCUACAAAUAACGAUCGUCCAACAAAAAGGUUCCAUAGUUUACAAGCUUCAAAUAUAGAAUGUAUAGAAAAAAGAGAUAUACAAUAUGAUGAUAAAGAUAAAAUUUUUAAGUGUGAUAAUGAUAAUGUACAAAAUAAUGUAACACAACAGACAAAAAUAUUAGAUAGUGCAGAAAUGUCAAUUAGUAUUUCAGCAAUAAGACAAAAACUUCAAGAAAAACGGAAUACUUUACCCAAUUGUGAGAUUCCCAGUACAAAAAUUAAAUUUAAAGUACAAAUGGAAUCAAGUCAAAAUUCUAAUGCUGAAAAUGAACUGAAGAAACAAUUAACAAAAGACUCUUUUCUCAAGAUGGAGAUUAUAGGACAAUUCAAUCUUGGUUUUAUAAUAACUCGUUUGCAAGAAGAUCUCUUCAUCAUUGAUCAACAUGCUAGUGAUGAAAAAUAUCGUUUUGAAAAACUUAAUAACGAAACGCAAUUGAAAACCCAAAAAUUAAUUAUUCCCAAACCUUUAAAUAUUUCUUCUCUUAAUGAAACAAUAUUAAUUGAAAAUCAAAAAACAUUUGAAGACAAUGGAUUUUUUUUCAAAAUAAAUUCUGAAGCUGAAUCUGGACUUCGUGUAGAACUUACAAGUAUACCAGUUAGUGGAUACUGGCAAUUUGGUCUAGAGGAUAUAGAAGAAUUGAUUUUUCUCAUCAAAGAAGGUGGUAUAGAAAAUAAAGAAAAUAAUGUAUUUCGUCCAAGUCGAGUAAGACAAAUGUUAGCAUCGAGAGCUUGUCGCAGUGCAGUUAUGAUUGGUACAGCGCUUAAUAAUAAUGACAUGCAAAAAUUAAUUACACAAAUGGCACAAAUGAAAAAUCCUUGGAAUUGUCCCCAUGGUAGACCAACAAUGAGACAUCUUUUAUCAUUAAAUCUUAUACAUAAUUAA